AUGUUUGACACAUCCAAGUUCGAUCGUUGGGCUCGCUACACUUUUGUCGAGUUGGCAGAUCCGAGAACCACCCACUGGCCUCUUCUUGGUAGUCCGGUACCAUUAUUCACCAUCAUUGGACUAUGGGUCUAUUUCGUGUUGUCGUGGGGUCCCAAACUGAUGGCCAAUCGAAAGCCUUUCAAGUUGCAAAAAUUAAUGGUGGCCUACAAUGCAGUUCAAGUAAUCAUAAGUACAUAUCUUGCUUACCCUGGAAUCUUUGAUUGUUACGUUUUUGGGUCGUACAGUUGGACAUGCGAACCUGUCGAUAGAUCGCGUAGUCCUCUGGGAAUGAAAAUCGCUCGUAUUGUUUACUUUUACUAUUUAGCAAAAUUAUCUGAAUUAUUGGACACAGUUAUCUUUGUGUUACGAAAAAAAGAUAAACAGAUCUCAUUUUUGCAUGUUUAUCAUCAUGCUGGCAUGCCAAUUGUCAGUUGGGUCAUCGCCAAAUAUGUUCCAGGUGGUCAUGUUGUGUUCGCAGGACUGCUUAAUUCGAUUGUUCACAUAGUAAUGUAUGCAUAUUAUAUGAUUGCCGCGAUGGGUCCACAAUAUCAGAAGUAUUUGUGGUGGAAAAAGUAUAUCACGUCAAUGCAAUUGGUGCAAUUUGUGUGGGCCUUCAUUCACUUUUCGCAACUUAUGGUGUUCGAUUGUGGCUUCCCAAAAUGGAUUAUGGUUGUCGCUGUGCCAAAUUCAGUUUUUUUCUACGGACUGUUCCGCGACUUUUACAACAAAGCUUACAAUCAAAAACAAGAAAGAGAAAAUAAAGCCCGAAAGGCACUUGCGAAUAAUUGUGUUGAUGGAGUCACACAGAAAGAAAAUCUGUUAAAAGAAAAAGCUCAAUAGUUGAAUUAUUUUGUGUAUAAUUUAGUUUUAAU
Culicoides brevitarsis is the source of this 911-nucleotide messenger RNA. RefSeq names its product very long chain fatty acid elongase 7-like. The coding region runs from base 1 to 879 and encodes 292 amino acids. The record is from RefSeq and is a predicted model, not a curated record. Gene Ontology annotation, cellular component: endoplasmic reticulum membrane. Lineage: Eukaryota; Metazoa; Arthropoda; Insecta; Diptera; Ceratopogonidae. Gene Ontology annotation, biological process: fatty acid elongation, saturated fatty acid; very long-chain fatty acid biosynthetic process; sphingolipid biosynthetic process. Gene Ontology annotation, molecular function: fatty acid elongase activity. The transcript has 3 exons.